Molecule: messenger RNA, 1176 nt
Organism: Trypanosoma brucei brucei TREU927
Lineage: Eukaryota; Euglenozoa; Kinetoplastea; Trypanosomatida; Trypanosomatidae
Exons: 1
Coding region: 1-1176 (391 amino acids)
Source: RefSeq, a predicted model, not a curated record
AUGAUGAGCAGCGGGAACCAACACGAAAAGGUUCAAUUGCAGCAGGGAGGCAAUACCCGUGGUCGCUUCUGUUCGGUAACGAUAGUGGGAUCGGGUGUGUCCACGGGUGUCCCCGUCAUUGGUCAUCUGUCUUCUGAUUGCGCCUGCGCUGAGGCCUUCCGCGAUCCACAGGGUCCUGACAGAAGGAACAAUGUCAGCCUCCUCAUAACAGUAAGGGACGCCGAAUGCACUGGUAGUGAUAGUGAAGAUGACAGGAACGCGAAGCACGUACUUAUCGACUGCGGCAAAACAUUUCGUGAUGCCUACUUUCGUGUUCUUGCCAAACACAAGGUACGCUAUCUUGACGGGUUGCUACUGACGCAUGACCAUGCGGACGCAGCUGGCGGGGUGGAUGACCUUCGUGACCUGCAGCGUGUGACCGUGGACGAUGUAAGUAAGUGCUGCACGAUUGAACAGUACAUAUCAACUUACGCUUCCGAAAAAACCAUCGAGUCGCUUCGCCAACAAUUUGGAUAUAUUGUGCGAAACAGCUGGUUGAUGGGACCAGCACCGAGCACUGCCGAGGAGCAUGAGCUAGUUGUGAAGCGCAUGAGGGAGGAUCGUGAGCGGGAAGGGCAGACAGACAACAUAGGUUAUCGACGGAGUGCUGCACUACACCUUUACACACUGCCUGACACGUACCCAUCAUCCUUUUACAUCCCCGGGUUCGGUGAGAAUUUUCCCAUGUAUGCCUUACCGGUGGAGCACGGAAAAGGAUACAUGUCACUUGGUUUUGUAUUUGGUCGUGGUGUUGCGCUUCGUAGCACCGGUGCCAGCAGUUGCAACGGAUACUCCUGUGUUGUGUAUCUUUCGGAUGUAAGCGAAAUACCACCAAAUGCCAUGUCCUUUCUCCGCGAUCUAGUGAAAAUCGAUGUCCUUUUUGUCGAUAUGUUAUAUGGCCCAGAAGUGAGUCACCCUUCGCACUACUGUAUGGACGAUACACUGCAACUGGUUUGCGAACUGCAGCCUGCACGCACUUACGCCAUCGGCAUGUAUUGUGAUAUAAAACACGCAGCGGGCAACCGCUUGCUAAAGGAGAGGUUGGAAGAACUACGGGGGGCGGGUAAAUGCGGUGAUGGCGUAAUAACUGUGGAGUUGGGCUACGAUGGAAUGACUAUGGCACUUCCUCUGUCGUGA